Messenger RNA from Daldinia loculata, 512 nucleotides. RefSeq lists its product as uncharacterized. The record is from RefSeq and is a predicted model, not a curated record. NCBI's taxonomy places the organism in Eukaryota, Fungi, Ascomycota, Sordariomycetes, Xylariales, Hypoxylaceae. The transcript has a single exon. The coding region runs from base 101 to 370 and encodes 89 amino acids.
GUCGUAGGUAGGUACAUACCUCAUGACAACACAGAUGGCAACUCCUUCGGUAGUCACCUAGUCACCCAGUCACCUAGGUAAGGUAGGUACGUAUAAAUGCAUGCGUGCAUCAAAUAUUUGCCCUUUUUGGUUGCUCAGCGCCUGUGCCUUGUCAGUGACUUUUGUAAUCCCCUCUCAACAACCCUUCAUUUCCUAUCACCCUUUUUUCUCUCAGUCAUCUCAGUCAUAUUCUAUUCUUCAUUUCUCGAUUCCUUUUUUCGGCACUCUUUUUUCUUCUCUUGUCUCCUACGAUCCUUUUCGCCUAAGUCACUCAUUCAGUCGUUCAUUAUUAAACAAGUCCAAAGACCCUAACUAUCCCGACCUUGGAUAGGUCAAGGCAAGGUCAUUGAUCCUAUUGACUACCUAGACAGAGGGAGUUCGUCAACAAACACCAGCAAGAUCUAUCGUUACUGGUAAGUCUUUGAUCCAAUCUCAUCUUUAUUGUACCCUUUUGUUCUGCACACAAACACGUU